AUGCUGCAGCGUCGACUAUUAUCGGUGUAUUUCCCGUGUCAGAGACUGAGGCACAGAGCCAGUGAAAGAGAAAGAAACAAGAAAAGAGGGGUGGCCAUCACCAAGGGGGUCCUCCUCUCUGCUCCAAAACACUGGAUUUUGGGUUGGACUGGGUCCCAGAGAAGAGGAGGCUUUAUGUUCAAGCAGUGGAAGGAGAAGUAUCUGGUGCUGACGGCGGAGGGCAGCCUGAUCGUGUGCCGUGACACCGAGUCUCCGCCGGAUCAGUUCAUCUCUCUGCAGAACGGCUGUGAGAACAUCGCUGAGGGCCGAGACAUCCUGGACCUGCCCAAGUUACCUGCAGGGGCCCGACGGGACUGCUGCUUCGCCCUCAUCCUCCCCCAGAACAAGUUCCUCCUCCUGCUCUCCGACAAUCCAGACGACUGCAAUUUAUGGCUUAAUCUGAUUCGCAAAGUGAGAGAGGGUGUAAUGUCUCCCAUGACCCUCCAGAGGCAGCGCAGCAUCACUCCGUGCAUCACAGACAGAGACUCCCUCCCGGACUCCUUCACCGACACAGACCCCGGCUCCCCCAAAACAUGUGACACCCCCCCACUGGGUCGCAUAGCUGAGAGAGGCGGCUCGCUGAGAGAGACAAGUCAAGUCAAUGGAGUGCGUCGUCCCUUGAGAAGCGUGUCCGUAGCCCCUCACCGUGUGUCAGAUUGUCUUCGUCAUGGUAACAGCAGUGACGCCAGGGCGGUCCGGGCCGUGUGUCUGCUGAUGGGUGGGGCCGCGGCCUCCUCUGCUCUGGGAUACCUGAACGCCUGUGGACCCGCCUCACCCCUGGCCACGAGCCGCCCCCCUGACAUCAGCAGCGGCUCUGGGGCCUUCUCUGAGUUGCCUGCAGGGGGCGCCUUCCACGCCUGCAGCCAGGACGUGGACUCGCCACACCUCAACAGCUUCGACUUCGAGGCGGACUCUGAUUUUGAUGCGUUUGACUGCGGAUCUUUUGCUUUCUAG
Molecule: messenger RNA, 993 nt
Organism: Knipowitschia caucasica
Lineage: Eukaryota; Metazoa; Chordata; Actinopteri; Gobiiformes; Gobiidae
Source: the annotation of a GenBank genome assembly